This is a messenger RNA of Trachymyrmex septentrionalis, 1098 nucleotides long. Its product is annotated as U6 snRNA-associated Sm-like protein LSm4. The transcript is spliced from 6 exons. The record is from RefSeq and is a predicted model, not a curated record. Gene Ontology annotation, molecular function: U6 snRNA binding. Gene Ontology annotation, biological process: P-body assembly; spliceosomal snRNP assembly; mRNA splicing, via spliceosome. Bases 306 to 725 code for a protein of 139 amino acids. Gene Ontology annotation, cellular component: U6 snRNP; spliceosomal tri-snRNP complex; P-body. NCBI's taxonomy places the organism in Eukaryota, Metazoa, Arthropoda, Insecta, Hymenoptera, Formicidae.
AACGGAAGACCUUUGUUAAAAUAAUGAAAAUCAAUAACACGAGGCGUCUCCAAUGCGAUCUCCAAAGCAUCAAAAGCAGCGACUAAUGCGAUUUUUCAAACGAAGGCAUCUACGAUUACUUAUAAAAAUAUGAAAACGUGAUAAGGAUUGGUAUGCGAAGGAUUAUCUGAAUAGAAGUCGAGAGCAUCAUACGACUCGUUGGAGCAAAAUCUCGCCAAUAGUUGGCGCUCACAGACAAUUAUUUUCAAAUUUGAUAGACUGUUGACGCGUAACCUAUAAAAAGUAGGUUUUAAUAAAUUAUAACAAUGUUACCUCUGACUUUACUAAAAACAGCACAAAACCACCCCAUGUUGGUGGAGCUGAAAAAUGGAGAAACUUACAAUGGUCAUUUGGUCAGUUGCGAUAAUUGGAUGAACAUAAACCUCAGAGAGGUUAUAUGUACGUCAAGGGAUGGUGACAAAUUCUGGAGAAUGCCUGAAUGCUAUAUAAGAGGCAGUACAAUAAAGUAUUUGAGGAUCCCAGAUGAAGUAAUAGACAUGGUAAAAGAAGAUAUACAGAUGAAAUCAAGGGGACGUGGUGAGAUGAAGGGUCGAGGCCAGAAUCAAAGAGGACGUGGUGGUGGAAGAGGUACCUUUGGCAGAGGAGGAAGAGGUCCAGCACCAUUGGGUCGUGGAGGUAGUACACAAGUUGGAAAUAAAUCACAAAAUAAACCAAGACCUAAAUGAAACCAAAUAUUAUUUUUAUUUUACUUCAAUUACAUAAUUCUACGCAAAUAUUCGAAAAUAUUAAUUUUCUUUUGCGAAGAUUCAUCAAUUAUUCCGAUUCCUUAUUGUUCCAUAUAAUCUUGUAUAUGUAAACUUAAUAUCUUAAUUUAUAUCAAACCAUAAAGGUGCGUUGCUUGUGUGAAUAUUGUACUUACAAAGAGAGGCCAUGCUCUGCAUUUGAUAGGCUCCUCUAACAUUGCUGCAAGUUUGAUCAAAAUCGGUGAAGAGCAGAGCGUAACCUCUCCUUGUUAGUUGUACAUAUGAGACAAGCGCAGCAAUAUUACUGUAUUCCUUUGUGCGAGACUGCGAGUUACGGUACAUUUUACAGUAAUGU